This is a messenger RNA of Eucalyptus grandis, 643 nucleotides long. RefSeq names its product abscisic stress-ripening protein 2-like. The record is from RefSeq and is a predicted model, not a curated record. Bases 105 to 476 code for a protein of 123 amino acids. NCBI's taxonomy places the organism in Eukaryota, Viridiplantae, Streptophyta, Magnoliopsida, Myrtales, Myrtaceae. The transcript has 2 exons.
UCCCUCUCUAACGGUCUCACAACGCAUACCAUACAAUUCAGCUAUAGUCCUUUCCCUGAUUCUUCGUCAAUUCUAGUAUUCCUAAAAAAAAACAACCACCAACCAUGGCCGAAGGACACCACCAUCACCACCACCACCACCGCAGCCACCACAAGAAGGAUGAUGCCUUCAUGGAGCCUGGGGUCAUCUUCACGGAGCCUACAGUCGAUUAUAGGAAGGAGGAGAAGCACCACAAGCACCUCCAGCAGCUCGGCGAGCUUGGUGCUGUUGCUGCCGGUGCUUAUGCCUUGCAUGAGAAGCAUAAGGCCAAGAAGGACCCGGAGCACGCUCACCGGCACAAGAUAGAGGAGGAAAUAGCUGCCGCCGCUGCCGUCGGGGCUGUCGGGUUCGCCUUCCACGAGCACCACGAGAGGAAGGAGGCCAAGAAAAAAGAUAAAGAGUCUCAUCAUGGCAAGAAGCACCACCAUCACUUCUAAACCAUGGAAGAUCUCCGUCUCUUUUUGCUGCUAUCUGCCUUGUUUAUGUAAUUUUAUUUCCUUAGAGACUGCCUUCAAUAGUCGCUGUACAUUUGCGGAGGGUGGUUCUUGCGUUUACAUUUCCACAUAUUGUUUUAGGUACAAUGAUUAUAUUGAAUAUUAUUUUC